Messenger RNA from Dovyalis caffra, 1500 nucleotides. The record is from the annotation of a GenBank genome assembly. NCBI's taxonomy places the organism in Eukaryota, Viridiplantae, Streptophyta, Magnoliopsida, Malpighiales, Salicaceae.
AUGAUGCAAGAUAUGUGGAAUGCACCACCUGGUUUUAGACCAACAAAAUCUGCACCAACUUCACCAGCAAAGCCACUUGGUGUUUCAAGAACUCGCUCUGAGUCAUUCCAUGCUAUCCACAAGGUCCCUGUUGGUGACUCUCCUUAUGUUAGAGCCAAAAAUGUUCAGUUGGUUGAUAAAGAUCCGGAGAAGGCAAUACCUUUAUUUUGGGCAGCAAUAAAUGCUGGGGAUAGAGUGGAUAGUGCAUUGAAAGAUAUGGCUAUUGUUAUGAAGCAACAGAAUAGGGCUGAUGAAGCAAUUGAGGCUAUCAAAUCGUUACGACAUCGAUGUUCAGAUCAAGCCCAAGAGUCUCUUGAUAAUAUUCUUUUAGAUCUUUACAAGAGAUGUGGAAGAUUGGAUGACCAAAUAGCAUUGUUGAAACAUAAGCUAUACUUGAUUCAACAAGGGCUAGCUUUCAAUGGGAAAAGAACAAAGACUGCAAGGUCUCAAGGGAAGAAAUUUCAGGUUUCUGUGGAACAAGAAGCAACUAGAUUACUGGGGAACUUGGGAUGGGCACUGAUGCAGCAAAACAACUACAUUGAAGCAGAAGAUGCCUAUAGAAGGGCACUUACCAUUGCACCUGACAACAAUAAGAUGUGCAAUCUUGGGAUUUGUUUGAUGAAGCAGGGGAGAAUUGGUGAGGCUAAAGAGACAUUGCAGCGAGUAAAACCAGCGGUGGCUGAUGGGCCAAGAGGUGUGGAUUCACAUCUCAAAGCAUAUGAAAGGGCACAGCAGAUGCUCAAGGACCUUGAAUCUGAGAUGAUGAACAAAGGAGGCGAUCGGGUUGAACAAAGAAGGCUCUUUGAUGCCUUUCUUGGUUCUUCAUCAAUUUGGCAGCCUCAGCCUUGUAAGGAUCAUCAUAGUGUCUUGCCAACAACCAAUACAAAGUCUUCUCAUGAUGAUUUUGCCGAUGAGAAUGUUGAUUCUAAUAUCGUAGCAAACCAAAACCAGAUGGUGCUUCCUCAACAGAAAAAUAUCAGACAGUUUGUUCCUCCUCCUUUUGGGAAUUUAUGGAAUGUUGAUGCACCUCCAUUUUAUUCCUCCAAAUUAGUAAAGGAACCAAUUGGGCAUCAAUUCCAUGAGACCCUUAAGAGGACAAGGUCAGGAAAUGCUGCUAGUUCAAACAGAAAGAUCGAAAUGGGGUUGUUCACAACACCAUCUGUGGAGCCAGAAAAACCAGAAACAAAGACGAGGAGGCUGUCAGAUGAAACAGAAGGCAAGUUGUCACAGUUGUUGCCAGAUAAUGAUGACUUUGAAGAGGCCAUUCUUGCAGCGGUUCUAGGUCCUGAAAGGAAUGCAGGAAAGACAGCAAGGAAGGUAGUUGAUACUGCAAAUUCUGGGAUCUUUCAGCAGAAGAAGAUCGAGAAGCGACUCAAGGAUGGAGAUAAACUUGUUCUCCUUGACCCAGCUCUCUCUUCAGAGGAAGGAGUUACGCAGUGCGGUAGCAGAGGAACGCAGUAG